AUGGGGACUUGGAGCCAUUACAACCACUUGGAGCCUCAGGCUGUCGAUUCCUCAUCUUCUGUCGUCCACGUCAAGAUACCCUCAUUGCUAGAGCUGAACUCUGAAUCGUAUGUCGCGACAGGAGUCUCCCGACGUAGUCCCCAAUCGUCACGGCCAAAGUACCAAGCUCAUCCAAUUUCGGGCCUGGUCUGUCGUCCGUUCGGUGUCUGUGAGCCAUGUCCAGCAGACGAGCUCGACCAACCGUUUUGCUUGCCAUUUGGCAAUCGCCGACUACUGCACUGUGUACCUGCGUCCGAAGCGCAGAACGGGGGCGAGGGAGAUGAUGGGAGGCAGACAUCGUCCGAGAUACCGGCUUGGGAAGCGUGUGGGAAAGUGAUAGCGCAAGAGCGGCGUGCCUUCCUGGAAUUCGUCUGCGCUAAUUUACUGCUUCUCAUGGUCGCCCUGGGUAUCUUAUGGGCACGAACGUCUGUUCUUGCAAAAGCGCAAUAUCGCCAACUUGCGGCUAGGAUAGGGUUUCCAGGAUCAUCUUGGCGAUCCUAG
Molecule: messenger RNA, 540 nt
Organism: Kockovaella imperatae
Lineage: Eukaryota; Fungi; Basidiomycota; Tremellomycetes; Tremellales; Cuniculitremaceae
Exons: 3
Coding region: 1-540 (179 amino acids)
Source: RefSeq, a predicted model, not a curated record